Messenger RNA from Trypanosoma rangeli, 996 nucleotides. Its product is annotated as cyclophilin. Lineage: Eukaryota; Euglenozoa; Kinetoplastea; Trypanosomatida; Trypanosomatidae. The coding region runs from base 1 to 996 and encodes 331 amino acids. The record is from RefSeq and is a predicted model, not a curated record. Gene Ontology annotation, biological process: protein peptidyl-prolyl isomerization. Gene Ontology annotation, molecular function: peptidyl-prolyl cis-trans isomerase activity. The transcript has a single exon.
AUGAACCUUACAGCAACCAGCCGCCUUGGAUGCACACUCACACAAGGCUCUACUGUAUCCGGGACACACUAUGCUAGUCAUUCACGCCCCCUAGAACGCACAUCGUGUUGGAUGGAGCUUGCCUGCUUUGGCGGCUUUCCGAAGGUUCCAUCCCUCUCAGGCUCGAUGCUCCAGCGGCGCCAGGACAUUUUGGCGUCGACCAAGGGUUCCGGUGAACCGGAAAUCAUCAUCCGCAUCGAGUUUGAGUUGUUUGAUGAUGAGUCGCCCAAAACGUGUGCGAAUUUUCGUCACUUGUGCGCAGGACAGUCCACAAGUCGUCAAGGGCAGACGUACUUGUACCAGGGCCUCACGCCAUGUUAUCGCGGGACGUACUUUCACAAGAUUAUUCCCACCUUCUGCGCACAGGGCGGAGACUUGACAAUGCGUGUUGACAGAGGUUCGAAUUACUUCUCCAGCUUUGGCCGUGGCUGGUUUUUGGACGAAAACAAACGACGUCGCCUUAAUGAAAUUGGUCUUCUUCUUAUGGCCAAUAAUGGGCCCAACAGUAACGGCUCGCAGUUCUUCAUCACCACCUCCGACGUGGAUGAAAAGGCGCUUAGUGGCCGUCAUGUCUGCUUUGGUCGGGUUACGCGUGGCCUCGACGAGUUUAUGAGUGAGGUGGCGCCCCACGGCGACAUCAACGGCUACCCCUCGCGAUUUGUAGUUGUCGUUGACUGUGGCGUGGGCCCGCUGCCGGCGACACUGGGCACCGUUAGCACCUGGAGAGAGGAGCAAAAUUCACACGAGACAGGCGUAGACGAGGACCAUACAGAGGUAGGGAAUGAGGACGCUGAAGUUAUGGCUGCUAGCGCCGUCAACGCUGCCGCACUAGCCGAGAGCAAGAAGGAAAAUGGGGAGGAGGAAGAAGAGGAAACCACUGUGAUGGAAACAGUCAAGCAAACGCCGACGAUGAACAAUGAUAAAAAUGUCACCCACAUCAGCUUCAAUGGGGAUUGA